CCUCCCCGCCUCUUAAACCCUAAUACUUAAACCCCCCUCAUUACGAAGUUCAGGAAGAGAGAAGGAAAACUUAGGUAUUUCUUCCACACACAAAAGCUCGGUAUGCACCCAAAAAUGGAGAAAUAUCCAGACUUUGAACAUUUAGAGGAGCUUUUUAAGCCCCACAUUGAUUCAUAUGAUCACUUUAUACAGCAUGGUUUGGAGAAGAUGUUGAACAGUAUAAAACCCGUUGAAAUUCGUAACUCUUUUACUGGAGAUAAACUUAGAAUUUCUAUUAGUAAUCCGGCGAUAUUCCCACCUUUUAAGGAUGAGAAGGGGAUGGCAAAGCCUUUGCGUCCGUACGAGUGUCGUCAAGCGAAGAUAUCGUAUUCGACGAAGUUGAAAGUUGAUCUUUGCUUCCAGUAUAAUAGUGGACCUAUUGUAAGGGAGAAAUAUACCUUUGGGCAGUUCCCUGUCAUGUUGAAGUCCAAGAUCUGCCACCUCAGGAAUGUAUCCCCCAGGAAAUUAGUUUCCUACAAAGAAGAGCCAGCAGAGAUGGGAGGGUAUUUCAUCAUGAAUGGGAUUGAGAGGAUUGUUCGAUUACUAAUAAUGCAAAAGAGGAACUAUCCAAUGAGCCUGGUUCGAAGUUCAUUUCGUGUACGCAGAGAAGGAUACACUGAUAAAGCAGUUGUCAUAAGAUGUGUUAGAGAAGACGAGUCUGCUGUUACGGUGAAACUAUAUUAUCUCAAUAAUGGUAGUGCUAGACUUGGAUUCUGGAUAGGAGGGAGAGAAUUUUUGCUUCCUGUGGGCAUCGUUCUAAAGGCACUUAUCGAGACAACUGAUCAUGAAAUAUAUGUGGCACUAACAUGCUCGUACAAUGAGAAAUAUGAGGGAGUCAAAGGUGCUGUUGGCACACAGCUUCUUGGUGAAAGAGCUAAAAUUAUUCUUGAUGAGUUGCAUGGAUUGUCACUUUUGACACGUCGCCAAUGUGUUGAGCAUAUUGGACAGUGCUUCCAACCUGUCAUGGAUGGGCUAGAAAAUGAAAGCUAUCGAGUUGUUGGGGAGGCAGUGCUGAAUGAUUUCAUUUUUGUCCACCUUGGUUCCAAGGACCACAAGUUCAAUCUUCUAAUAUUCAUGUUGCAGAAACUCUUUUCAUUGGUAGAUCAGACAUCAGUUCCAGACAAUCCAGAUGCACUGCAAAAUCAGGAAGUUUUGCAAGUUGGUCCAUUGAUCUCAGUUUAUCUGAAGGAUAAACUACAGGACUGGCUCUAUAGAUCGAAGAAGAUGCUGAAUGAUGAAAUGAGCGAAAAAGGCGAAAAAUUUGAUCUUGGCAGUUUAGGAGAUGUCAAGAAGCUGUUAAACAAAACUUCUCCAACACAAAUUGGUACUGCUAUGGAGAAUCUGCUGAAAACCGGAAGAUUGGCUACACAGUCAGGUCUUGACUUGCCACAGAGAGCAGGCUUCGUGAUUCAGGCUGAUAGGAUUAACUUCUUGCGGUUUCUUUCGAAUUUUCGAGCUGUGCAUCGAGGUGCUUCUCUUGCUGGGGCUCGUAAUACUAGUGUGCGGAAGCUGCUUCCUGAGUCUUGGGGAUUUCUUUGUCCUGUGCACACCCCUGAUGGAGAGCCUUGUGGAUUGUUAAAUCAUUUGACAUGCACAUGUAGAAUAACUUCCUUCUUUGACCCACAAGGAGUAAUCAAAGACUUCUUCACUAUGAGACUGUCCAUCAUCAAAAUCUUGGUGAAGAUGGGAAUGAAACCCUCAUUACCAAAGCUUGCUCAAGCUGGUCCUCCUGAAGUUCUUUCUGUUCUGCUUGAUGGUGAAGUAAUUGGGACCAUACCAUCUGGUCAAGUUGAGGAACUCGUCAAACACUUACGGAGAUUAAAGUUGUCAGCUGCUACUGUGGUUCCUAAUGAUCUGGAAGUGGGUUAUGUUCCUUUGAGUUUUGGUGGCGCUUAUCCUGGAUUGUUCCUUUUUACAAAUCCAUCAAGGUUCAUUCGUCCAGUUAAAAAUAUUUCCAUUCCUCCUGAGGAUAGCAAUAAUAUUGAACUACUUGGCCCAUUUGAACAGGUAAGUAUUGCCUUUAUCCCUCAGAUGCACUUGCUUGAAUGCAGCCACAUCAUCUAUGUCAUAAGACUGCCUUCUGUGACUGAACAUGGGCUUGGUGCUCCCUUUAUGUUUUCAAAGGUAUAUAUGGAAAUUAGAUGUCCUGAUGGUGGAGAUGGAGGGAGGGGAGAAAAAUUUCCUGCAACCCAUGAGGAAAUACAUCCGACUGGAAUAUUAAGUGUUGUUGCUAAUCUUACACCUUGGUCUAAUCACAAUCAGAGUCCGCGUAAUAUGUACCAAUGUCAGAUGGCAAAACAAACUAUGGCCUUUUCUUCACAAUCAAUAAAGUUCCGUACAGAUCAAAAAUCAUAUCAUCUUCAGACUCCUCAAAGUCCAAUUGUGCGCACAAGUUACCAUAACAAGUAUUGUGUCGAUGAAUAUCCUUCAGGGACCAAUGCGAUUGUAGCAGUUCUGGCAUAUACAGGAUAUGAUAUGGAAGAUGCCAUGAUUUUGAACAAGUCUUCUGUUGAUCGUGGAAUGUGCCAUGCCCAGAUAUACCAGACAGAUACUGUUGAUUUGACUGAAGAGGGCAGCAGAUCUGACCGUACCAGCAGAACUUUUCGAAGAAGUACUCUUGAUAAAUCAACGCAUUCUUUGAUCGAUGUAGAUGGACUCCCUUACCUUGGGCAGAUGAUACAUCCUGAUGAACCAUACUGCAGUGUUUACGAUAGCACAACUGGAAAAUUUGUUACUAGAAAACUAAAGGGUUCAGAACCGGCUGUAGUUGAUUAUGUAGCCGUUGAUGGGAAAAACAAGAGCGACCUUCAGAAGGUCAACAUUCGGUUGCGCCGUCCAAGGAAUCCUAUUAUUGGGGAUAAAUUUAGUAGCAGGCAUGGGCAAAAAGGUGUUUGCUCUCGGUUGUGGCCAGAUAUUGAUAUGCCAUUUUCCCAGAAUACUGGGAUGCGCCCAGAUCUUAUAAUUAAUCCUCAUGCAUUUCCUUCAAGGAUGACAAUUGCAAUGCUUCUAGAGUCCAUUGCUGCUAAGGGUGGGAGCUUGCAUGGGAAGUUCGUUGAUGCAACACCAUUUGAAGACUCACUCAAGAAGGCUGGUGGAAGGCAAGGCUCUGAGUCAAGUUCACUUGUUGACGACCUUGGUUCCAUGUUAACUGCUCAAGGAUUUGAUAAAUUUGGUACAGAAGUCUUGUAUAGUGGAGUUUAUGGAACAGAACUAACAUGUGAGAUCUUUAUUGGGCCUGUUUAUUACCAACGCCUCCGGCACAUGGUUUCGGACAAAUUUCAGGUUCGUUCAACGGGGACCGUGGAUAGUAUUACAAGACAGCCUAUAAAAGGUAGAAAGCGUGGUGGAGGUGUACGCUUUGGCGAAAUGGAAAGAGAUGCAAUGCUUGCCCAUGGAGCAGCUUAUCUAUUGCACGACAGGUUACAUAAAAGCUCUGAUUAUCACGUUGCUGAUGUGUGCUCACUUUGUGGAAGUAUGCUCUCCACCACGGUCAUUGAAUCACACAAGCCGGUAGCACAAAAAAUCAAUGGACUACCUCCUCCAAGGGCUCCCAAAAAGGUUUCCUGCCAUUCUUGUCAGACCAGCAAAGGAAUGGAAACAGUUGCAAUGCCAUAUGUUUUCAGAUAUCUUGCUGCAGAAUUGGCAGCCAUGAAUAUUAAGAUGACCCUUAAGCUAAGUAAUGGAGCAGGAGCUUGAAUAGGAGUUGACUUCAUAAUGCAGAUUAGCACUUUGUAUCAUUAGGCAAACAUGAAAAGUAGUAUAUAAUUUAUGAUUGAUGCGAGAGGUGAUUAUAUACGGCGCGAAGCUUCAUUCUAGCAGUUUUUCGAUUUAUGCAGCUAGGACGGUCGUCGUGCCAAUUUGUAUUUCAACUUUACAAGUGAUUUUUUGGCUCAACCCUGGGUCCUCUUCAAACUGUAGUACAGGAAAUCAUCCUAUGAUGGGUUCUGGCA
Molecule: messenger RNA, 3989 nt
Organism: Beta vulgaris subsp. vulgaris (sugar beet)
Lineage: Eukaryota; Viridiplantae; Streptophyta; Magnoliopsida; Caryophyllales; Amaranthaceae
Product: DNA-directed RNA polymerase I subunit 2
Exons: 26
Coding region: 103-3735 (1210 amino acids)
Biological process (GO): DNA-templated transcription
Cellular component (GO): nucleus; RNA polymerase I complex
Molecular function (GO): DNA-directed RNA polymerase activity; DNA binding; ribonucleoside binding
Source: RefSeq, a predicted model, not a curated record